GGGACCCUCAGCUCCAGCAGUUCCACUCUCCUCCUCUCACACUCAGCAUCCAUCUGACACCAUGUGGACCCAGGCCAGCGCUCUGCUGCUGCUGCUCGCCUGCUGCCUCUGGCCGGCCGAGGCUCAGAGCGAUGGCAGCAGGAGACAGAGCAUCUGGGACGAUCCCAUCAAAUUCAACACCAAGGCUAACGACUUGUGCACCAUGAUCAUCACCGGUCACGGGGAAUACACAAGGCUGAGGGUGUCGUGCGAGGGCAACAGGCGAUCCUACUGGUGUGAGUAUGUGGGGAAGCCUUAUACCUGCCGCACUUACAACAAACACCCUCGACACUACUUUGUCCAGAUGAUGUGGGGCCUCAGGAAGCUCUACAACGCCUGCCAGGCGCCAAAACAGAUCAAACCUUUCAUGUGCAGGAAGGCAACCAAUGAAUCUCAGAUGGUCUUCUCGUCGGCCUCCUUUUCUCGGUCAGUGCCAGAGGCUUCUUCUAGGACUGGAGCAAGACCAGCAGCACAGCCUGCAAGACCUCAACCUCGACCUGCACCUACAGGGCCUGAUUCAGUGAGGCAACCUUCCACGAAAUCCAGAGUCCCACAAAGAGUGAAGACCACACAGAGAACCACUUCACAACCAUCACAGACACCCCCUGUGGAGAGCACUGGCAAGAGGAUGGCUCGGCAGUACUGCUGGAGGUCACUUCAGGGCAUCUGCUCCUAUGUAAUUGGGUUAUUUCGAAAUUAACGAGAAAGAUUUUCUGUUAGAUUCACAGAUUUACAAUUUUGAUGAAGAUAACUUCUGACAUCAGAUUUUAACAGCCCUUGGAGGGAAACUGUGGUAGAAGAACUGCAGCGCUCUCUUCAGGGGAAGGGAUGGUACUGCAGUGACUUUCAAACAACUCCUCCUCAUUGAAACAUAGCAUGCAUCAGCAUCAUUCAUCAUCACCCACUGAGAGCCAGCCUCGCCUGAAAACACUCAAACAUCCUUUCAGAGAUCACAGCUGGAAGAACAUCCCUACCUGACUUGAUUAUGUAAGAACAAAUGUUUUGUUUGAGACACGUACAAAAUGGUGCAAACACUACUUUCACUUGUAAGUGAAAUUUCUGCAGAUGCAACAUUUUUUAAAAUAUAGGGAUCAAGCCAAACAUUGGUGUCACUUAUCUGUAUUUAUGUUUGUAUAUAAUCUACCUGCAUCACUUAAUAUCACCUUGAAUAUUACUUUGUUGGGAGAGACUAACUUUUUAAUUACGGUUUACAACUGCAACGAUAUUCUGUGCUGGUGUAUUUGACAGACAGGUGUAAUUAAUGUGAACAUGUUUUUAUCAAAUAAAUAAAUAUUAUUCUCAA
Molecule: messenger RNA, 1342 nt
Organism: Lates calcarifer (barramundi perch)
Lineage: Eukaryota; Metazoa; Chordata; Actinopteri; Centropomidae
Gene: fgfbp2a
Product: fibroblast growth factor binding protein 2a
Biological process (GO): cell-cell signaling
Molecular function (GO): growth factor binding
Source: RefSeq, a predicted model, not a curated record